Molecule: messenger RNA, 2739 nt
Organism: Lachancea lanzarotensis
Lineage: Eukaryota; Fungi; Ascomycota; Saccharomycetes; Saccharomycetales; Saccharomycetaceae
Gene: MCM4
Product: LALA0S10e03026g1_1
Exons: 1
Coding region: 1-2739 (912 amino acids)
Biological process (GO): DNA strand elongation involved in DNA replication; DNA replication; double-strand break repair via break-induced replication
Cellular component (GO): MCM complex; nucleus
Molecular function (GO): single-stranded DNA binding; single-stranded DNA helicase activity; ATP binding
Source: RefSeq, a predicted model, not a curated record
AUGUCUGAUAAUCGCAGUUCGCCAGUACGGGAUGCUGGGUCAUCACCAAUGGCGGCACCACCUUCGUCUUUCGGUGGAUCGUCCCCGCCGCUGUUUUACAAUCCAUCUUCGUCAUCCCAACCUGACACAUACGAAAGCCAGCAGAGACAGCAAACAGUGGGAUCUUCGCCAUUUCGCAACACUGGUGCUAAUUCAGGUCGUUUGGGAGUAUCUUCUGAUACUUUUGGAUCGCAGAGAGGGUCUCAAAGACGUGGAGGACCUAGCUCAGGCCGUUUUGCAGAUCCUUCGAGCGAUAUUGAUGGGCUUUCUUCUUCGCUUUCAGGUCGUAACACCCAGCGUUCCUCUCAGCGGAGAAGUGAUUUACAUGCAUCGGACCUUUCCUCACCACGAAGAAUUGUAGAUUUGGAUUCACAUCUUGGACCAAACUCGUUAUCUUCAGAUCCGGCUUCCGAAGCUUCAGAGCCGCUGCGAAUCAUUUGGGGCACUAACGUGAGUAUACAGGAAUGCGCUACGAAUUUUCGUAACUUUCUGAUGUCUUUCAAAUAUAAAUUCCGUAAAACGCUGGACGAAAAUGAGGAUUUUAUCGACGACGCAGAGGAUGAGGAACUGUACUAUGUCAAGCGUCUGAACCAAAUGCGAGAAAUGGGGUCAUUGAAUUUGAACCUGGACGCAAGAAACUUGCUAAGUUUCAAACCCACGGAAAAGCUAUAUUAUCAAUUGUUGAGCUAUCCCCAAGAAAUCGUAUCCAUUAUGGAUCAAACAAUUAAGGAUUGCAUGGUAUCUAUAGUGGUCGACAAUAACUUGGACUCGAGUCUGGAUGAAGUGGAAUCGAAGUUCUAUAAAGUUAGACCUUUCAACAUUGAUAGCAGAAAGGGCAUGCGGGAACUAAACCCCAACGACAUCGAUAAGCUGAUAAGCGUGAAGGGCUUGGUCCUCAGAUCUACACCCAUCAUUCCGGACAUGAAAGUGGCAUUCUUCAAGUGUAACAUAUGUGAUCAUACAGUCGUCGUUGAGAUCGAUCGAGGGGUGAUUCAAGAGCCCGCCAGGUGUCCCCGUGUGGCGUGUAACCAACCGAACUCUAUGUCGCUCGUUCACAACCGGUGCUCUUUUGCUGACAAGCAGGUGAUCAAAUUACAAGAAACGCCUGACACGGUACCUGACGGUCAAACUCCUCAUUCGGUCUCUUUAUGUGUGUAUGACGAAUUGGUUGACUCCUGCCGCGCGGGUGACAGAGUGGAGGUUACAGGCAUUUUCCGUUCCAUCCCAAUUAGAGCAAAUUCAAGACAGCGGGCUUUGAAAUCUUUGUACAAAACAUAUCUUGACGUUUUACAUGUUAAGAAGGUCACUCGAGACAGAAUGGGCGCCGACACAUCUACGGUGGAACAAGAACUUUUACAAAAUGAGCUCAACAAUUCCGAUAUGAGAGAAGUACCACAAGUAACAGAUGAUCAGAUCCGCCGAAUUCAUGCAGUAGCCACAAGGGACGACCUAUAUGAGGUCCUGGCUCGUUCCAUUGCACCAAGCAUAUACGAAUUGGAUGAUGUUAAAAAAGGAAUCUUGCUGCAAUUAUUCGGAGGUACUAACAAGACCUUUACUAAAGGUGGUAGAUACAGAGGUGAUAUCAACGUUUUACUAUGUGGUGACCCUUCGACUGCAAAAUCCCAACUUUUGCAAUAUGUUCACAAAAUUGCUCCUCGUGGUAUUUACACAUCAGGAAAGGGAUCUUCCGCGGUCGGCCUGACUGCAUACAUAACCAGGGAUGUCGACACAAAGCAGCUGGUGUUAGAAAGUGGUGCUUUGGUCUUGUCGGACGGCGGUAUUUGUUGUAUUGAUGAAUUCGAUAAGAUGAGUGACUCAACCAGGUCGGUUUUGCACGAAGUGAUGGAGCAACAGACGAUUUCGAUAGCAAAAGCUGGUAUUAUAACAACGCUGAACGCACGUACCUCGAUUUUGGCCAGUGCUAAUCCAAUCUCUUCCCGCUACAAUCCCAAUCUACCGGUUACGGAGAACAUCGACUUACCACCACCUCUACUUUCAAGAUUCGAUCUCGUUUAUCUGGUUUUGGACAAAGUUGACGAAGCAACUGACCGAGAACUAGCAACGCAUUUGACAAACCUGUACCUAGAAGACGCACCAAGUCAUGAAAAUAAAGACGAUGUGUUUCCCGUUGAGUUUUUGACCAUGUACCUCAACUAUGCCAAACAGAAAUAUGCCCCAGUAAUUACUGAGGAGGCCAAAACGGAGCUAGUACGAGCAUAUGUUACCAUGCGGAAGAUGGGUGAUGAUUCGAGAUCUGACGAAAAGCGGAUCACUGCAACGACAAGACAGCUCGAGAGUAUGAUCAGAUUAUCAGAGGCCCAUGCAAAGAUGCGGCUAUCGCAGUUUGUAGAGCUUCAGGACGUUCAAGAGUCGGUAAGGUUAAUCAAAUCUGCUAUAAAGGACUAUGCCACCGAUCCCAAGACGGGAAAAAUCGAUAUGAAUCUCGUACAGACCGGAAAAUCCGUUGUACAGCGUAAGAUGCAAGAAGACUUGGCGCGCGAAAUGAUAGCCAUUUUAACAGACCGUCCUAACAAUACCAUAUCCUACAACGAGUUGGUACGUAGUGUGAACGAACAGUCCCAGGAUAAAGUGGAAGCUGUGGAUAUUUCGGAUGCGUUGGUGCGACUACAGCAAGAGGAUAAGGUUGUGGUCUUGGGCGAAGGUGUAAGACGGUCGAUUCGUCUCAAUGGGAGAAUUUGA